UUUAGUGAGCCUAAGAUUAACCAUCAAACUUACCCCAAAAAGAAUGGCCAGUUUGGAAGUGACCUAUUCUUCCUCAAGCCUCAGUUCUCCUUCAUUCCCCUUUUCCCAGCUCAUAUCAUUCUCCAAAAAAGUGACACUCGUUAGAUUCCCUAACGCCGUCGUUUCUCCUCCAAAGCUUAAACUUCAAGCAUUUGGGAAAACCAGAGCCACAGCCACAGUGCAUUCUGCUAAGCAAGCUGCUGGAAUUGUGAAAGAGGUCCUUCCACCAGCGCUUGAUUCUACUUCAGAACCACCUCCAUUUUUUGAUGGAACUACAAGGUUAUAUAUAUCAUACACGUGCCCGUACGCGCAGCGCGUGUGGAUCACCCGGAAUUGUAAGGGAUUACAAGGCCAGAUAAAAUUGGUUCCUCUUGAUCGGCAGAACAGGCCUGAUUGGUACGGGGAGAAAAUCAAUCCCACUAAUAAGGUGCCAUCAUUGGAACACAAAAACGAAGUCAAAGGAGAGAGUCUUGAUUUGAUCAAAUAUAUUGAUAAUCACUUCGAAGGGCCUUCACUUUUCCCUGAUGAUCCUGCCAAGAAAGAAUUUGCAGAAGUGUUGCUGUCCUAUACCGACAUGUUCAACGAGGCUGUGUUUUCUUCCUUCAAAGUAGAUGGAAGUGAAGCAGGUGCUGCAUUUGAUUACAUCGAAACGGCUCUUUCCAAGUUUGAAGAUGGACCUUUUUUCCUCGAUCAGUUCAGUCUGGUGGAUAUAGCUUAUGCUCCAUUUAUUGAAAGAUUUCAGCCCUUCUUAUUGGAUGUAAAGAAGUACGACAUCACAGAGGACAGGCCUAAACUAGCAGCUUGGAUUGAGGAGAUGGACAAAAAUGAGGCCUACAAACAAACUCGACGUGAACCAAAGGAGCUGGUGGAAAUUUACAAGAAACGUUUCUUGGCACAACUCUGAAAUCUGUCUCAAAUUACUGAGUUCUAGAACUUCCCAUCGUUCUAGAAAUGGCAUUAAAUUUAUCGUCUUUGUGCUUUUGAGUUGCUACUGUAGGACAUGUUUGGUAGUUAUCUUGGCUUUGAAGCCCUGAAAGUUGACUUGGAAGACCUACGAGGAAUAAGACUCGAUUUAAGAAAAAUGUUUCAGCUUUUAUUACAAAUUUUGUACAAAUUUAAGUGACAGAUAUUUAAUAAAAAUAAGUGUCACGUGAUUGUCAUGCGGC
Molecule: messenger RNA, 1205 nt
Organism: Corylus avellana
Lineage: Eukaryota; Viridiplantae; Streptophyta; Magnoliopsida; Fagales; Betulaceae
Product: glutathione S-transferase L3
Biological process (GO): protein glutathionylation
Cellular component (GO): cytoplasm
Molecular function (GO): glutathione transferase activity
Source: RefSeq, a predicted model, not a curated record